AUGGGUCCAAUUCCGCUAAUCUUCACCUUUCUGCUGCUCGUCGGGUACGCCGUCUGCGCCGUCGGGCCAAGACACAUCCCAGCCAUCUCUCGAUUUCAAUACGAGCGCACUCGCCCCAGCCGCUACCCGAUGUCACCGCGAUUCUUGCCGGAGGGCGACUGGCGACAGUCAACUUAUUCCGGCUACCGGCCCCAAUACGGACGCUAUCAACUGGCCCCGAUGGCUCGACCG
This is a messenger RNA of Mesorhabditis spiculigera, 231 nucleotides long. NCBI's taxonomy places the organism in Eukaryota, Metazoa, Nematoda, Chromadorea, Rhabditida, Rhabditidae. The record is from the annotation of a GenBank genome assembly.